This is a messenger RNA of Aphanomyces astaci, 1169 nucleotides long. RefSeq lists its product as hypothetical. The coding region runs from base 22 to 1029 and encodes 335 amino acids. NCBI's taxonomy places the organism in Eukaryota, Oomycota, Saprolegniomycetes, Saprolegniales, Verrucalvaceae. The record is from RefSeq and is a predicted model, not a curated record. The transcript is spliced from 3 exons.
AGUGAAACGCGGCACGACGACAUGAGUCACAUGCAGAACCACAUCCAGAUCCCAUCGCUCAAGAGAAACCUGUCGGGCGGCGCCGUGAACAACAGCAACAACAGCAAUGGUGGGUCGUCGUCUGCGUCGACCUCGUCUUUGAAGAUCAACACAUCGUCGCACAUGAGCAUGAGCGCUGCGGCUUCGCUGAAUGCUCUGGCCAAUGGAAGCAACAACACAGACCGCUCUACCAUGCCUUCUGCGUUGCCACCGCACAGACACGACCCACAUGGACAUGUGGCCUCGUCAUCGUCGCAUCCUUCUCAUCCUUCGCAGCAUUCGUAUCUGCCACCCCAGCAACAACUGCAGCACCACGACAGGUACAACAUCCCUCAACACGGCCCUGCCACCUCCACGGCAACCAAAAACAAUUCCAACAGCAACUCCAUAACGUCGACGCCUCCCACCAUCCAGCGCGCUGUCACAUCUUCGUCAGCGUAUAUUCGUCAGCCCCUUACCACGCGGGUGUCUACGUCUGUACCGAUCAUGCUUCCAACGCCCGGAGGCAAUGGUAUGAUGCGACCGCCUGGUCCCCUUGGCGUCGGCAGUUCUUCUGCAUCUGCUGCGCCUCAUGUGGCGGUGUCCACCACUGUCCCGGCUGCAGACUGGCGCAUGUAUUUAACCAUCGAAGAGCGACAGGCCGUCCGAUCCAAGAUCCAAGACGCCUACACGAGCACAUGCAAGACGUACGAGGAGCUGCUUCACGCGGCAUCCGCGAUCGAAGAAGAGCUGCUGCACAUCGCCGCGCCGUCGCGAUUGGAUUACUUCAAGAGCGGCUUUGAGUUUGAGAACCGCGUCAAGUUGAAGCGAGAACAACUGCAAGGUCAAUUGGCUGCCGUGGAGAAGCGAAAGCAGCACUCGAACAGCGUCUCAACCUCGUCGACCAACGGCGUUCUCGGGGACGGCCACCACCACCGGCACAAGCGGUCGGCGUCGCCGCCAUCACAUGUCGAUGGUUCGGCCAAAAAAGCACGAAAGCAACAGGGAUGAGUGUUGUAUAGUGUGGUGUCGUCAAAUGUUAACGACCAUUGUUCAACCACACGCGACUCUAUAACCAUUGGAUAGAUGAUAGUCUUUAAAUGUUAGUACGACUGACCCCAACUAAUGGUAACAAUGCAACUAUCCGUCGA